UUCCCUUCAAUUCAGAUAAUCUGUACAGAAAAUUAAAGAGAGCUGGCCCCAUUAACAAAUUUAUUUAUGGAUUCUUCAAUUCUUUUUAUUAUCCCAAAAUUGUGGCCCGAUUGAUUUUGGAUCUUUUGUCUUCUGUUUUGGGCACAAACUAAUCGAAAUAUAGCGGCUGAUUAGCUGUAAAAACGAGCAUUAACAGCAAAAUCUGCACAAGCGCUUACAUUUUUUUUGGGUCACAAAACUUUCCUUAUUUCAUCAAUUAUCCGUUUGCAUACCAUAAGUCUCAGGGUUUUGGACCCAAAAACAGUUCUUGGAUCUUUCUCUCUUAUCGAAUUCCUUCCAUCAUCUCUCUGUAGAAGCCUCAGUCUGGGAUCCAGAAAGUUCGUUGAACAGGCAUAAAAAUCAAAUCUUGGUUCUUGCCUCUGAGUUAAUAAGACAAGUUGGUUGAUCUAUGGUGUCAUCUGGGUUUUUCCUAAUUUGUAUGCUCCAUUCUUUGGUGGCCUUGUCAUGUGGAGCCAUGAUGAUGUUCUAUAGGGAUGAGGUGUUUGUGUUUAGCCAUGGUAAGGACCAUGCUAGUAAGCUUUUGGGCUCAACACCUCAUGAUCAGCUCUUGAUUCGAACCUCUGAUUCGUUUUCGGGUUUACUUUUAUUCGCUGUUGGGCUCUUGUUGUUCAUGGUGGCGUUUGUGAAGGAGAAGGAGUUCCAUGGCUUCUUUGCAAGAGGCUGUGUGGUUCUCCACAUUGCGAUGGCAAUUUGGAGGAUUUACUUUGAGAGGAAGGUGGAGGAUCUCGGGCACGACUGGUUGAGGCUGGUUUUUGGGGACAUUAUUCUGGGGCUUUCAUGGGUUUUAUUUCUCGUGUAUUCGUGGAGGGAGAAAUAUGAUUGAUGUUUGUUUUAGCCGAUGUUCUUUAUCAUACGGUAUUUGGUGGGCAAGGAUGGAACUGGGAACUGCGACGUCUUUCACUGGUGUGUAGAAUGUGGUUUUUCAAGCUUGAUCUACAUUGUUUGUGUCGGAAAGGGAGGAAGAUGAUAAAUGUUUCUACUGAGAUGUGGUCCGCCCCACAUUUGUGAGUUAGGGGUUCGACUGGGAUUGAUGUGCUUCAGACAGAAAACUUCAAUAUUUACAAACUAAAUCUGAUGGACACUUGAAUCUGAUAAGACUGUGAAUAAUUUCUUCUCCUUUUUUUUCUGUCUUUCUUAUACAAUGUUUUCCUCUUUUGAUUGUUGAUCAUCUUUGUUGUAAAUUUCCUUGAAUAGGCAAUGAUUUGUGAGAUCUGAGUUUCACUUGA
Messenger RNA from Salvia miltiorrhiza (redroot sage), 1286 nucleotides. RefSeq lists its product as uncharacterized. The transcript is spliced from 2 exons. Lineage: Eukaryota; Viridiplantae; Streptophyta; Magnoliopsida; Lamiales; Lamiaceae. The record is from RefSeq and is a predicted model, not a curated record. Bases 449 to 883 code for a protein of 144 amino acids.